GCCGGGGCAGUGAGAGGAGGAGGAGGAGGAGGCCGCGGUAGCCGGGCCGGAGCGGAGACGAGGCCGGACACGAGGGUCCGGGUGAGGAAGGGGCCCGCAAGCAUGGGCAGCUUGCUGCUGCCCUUCGACAACCUGGUGUGCAUCCUACUGGGCAUCUCGUUCACCGUCUGGAUCACGCUGCUGCUCGUCUUCAUCAUCGUGCCUGCCAUCUUCGGCGUGUCCUUCGGCAUCCGCAAGCUCUACAUGAAAACCCUGCUCAAAGUGUUUGAGUGGGCAACACUACGAAUAGAAAGGGGAGCCCGGGAGAGGAAGCACCUGAUCUACAAGAGUAACGCUAAUGGUAUUAUAGAGAAGGAGCCCACAUCUCUGGAGGAGGAAAUAAAGGAGAUGAGAAGGAGCGGGAGCAACAGAGCCCUGGACAGUCGGGAGUUUGAAAUGUCUGAUAUCUUCUACUUCUGCAGGAAGGGUGUCGAGACCAUUGUGGAUGACGAAGUAACAAAGCGAUUUUCCGCAGAGGAAUUAGAGUCUUGGAAUUUGAUGACAAGAACAAACAAUAACUUUCAAUACAUCAGCGUUCGUCUGACUAUUCUCUGGGGACUGGGUGUUUUUGUACGAUACUGCUUUCUACUUCCACUGAGGGUUACCUUGGCUAUCACUGGCAUUAGCUUGUUGGUGAUUGGUACAACCAUUGUGGGAUAUUUACCAAAUGGAUGGUUGAAGGACUUUCUGAGCAAGCAUGUACAUUUGAUGUGCUACAGGAUCUGUGUGAGAGCACUGACUGCCAUUAUACACUAUCAUGACAGUGAAAACAGGCCCAAAAAUGGAGGUAUAUGUGUUGCAAAUCACACUUCUCCAAUUGAUGUCAUCAUUCUGGCCAGUGAUGGCUUCUAUGCUAUGGUUGGUCAGAUUCACGGUGGUCUGAUGGGAAUCAUUCAGCGAGCCAUGGUCAAGGCUUGUCCUCACAUCUGGUUUGAGAGAUCAGAAGUCAGAGAUCGCAUUCUAGUUGCAAGAAGGCUGAGUGAACAUGUAAGAGACCAGGUUAAACUUCCAAUUUUAAUAUUUCCUGAAGGAACUUGCAUCAACAAUACCUCUGUUAUGAUGUUCAAGAAGGGCAGCUUUGAAAUUGGAGCCACUGUCUACCCUGUAGCCAUCAAGUAUGAUCCUCUGUUUGGAGAAGCCUUCUGGAACAGCAGCAAGUAUGGAAUGGUGAACUACCUGCUGAGGAUGAUGACCAGCUGGGCGAUUGUCUGCAGUGUAUGGUACCUGCCGCCAAUGACACGCGAGGAAGGUGAAGCUGCAGUACAGUUUGCUAAUCGUGUGAAAGCUGCGAUUGCCAGACAAGGUGGUCUUGUAGAUUUACUGUGGGACGGCGGCCUGAAAAGGGAAAAGGUAAAGGACACGUACAAGGAGGAGCAGCAGAAGCUGUACAGCAGGAUGAUCGUGGGGAGCCACAAAGACCGCAGCCGAUCGUGAAGCCACCGCUGGGUGACUCAUUCCACUGCCAGGCCAGAUGUCGAGUGGCACGUCCUUGGCUGGGCUUCCGGCCCACACUAAACUAACGGGCAAGAGGCUCCCCAAGUACUUUGCUUUCCGUCUUAUCGAGGAAUUUAAAUCUUAUCAUCAUGCAGUGGAAAGAAACCCGCUGAGACCGGACUGUCUGUAUCAGGAAGCGGACUUGGAAAAUGUCUAUUAACAAUGUGUCUAUGAUUGGGGUUGGGGUAGAGUAAUAAACAUGACGUAGAUCGACCGAGGAUGGAAGGGAUUGUGCGGCUGGCGCAGGUUUGGCCAAGCCCAUUUUCUGACCAGUUGGGACAGGUAGCCAUAGCUUUGUAUUUUAGCGCACAGGGUCUCGGAGGCGUUUCAGUUGAGGAGGGCAGGUGAAGGGACACAAAUACUAAACCUUUGGACGGUUGGUAGAAGAGGUGUGUUGAUGGAGACUCUAUGCACAUGUACUCAUUGUAGUUUGACACCUGUUUUAACAUAUGUACUUGCAUGCCAUUACUUAUUUUUACCCUUUUUUAAAAAAAUGACGCGGACCUGUCUUUUUCAUUAUAACCAGAAAGAGUAGUGUUGCCUCUCUCACACAGUUGCCUUGACUGCAAACAGGUGUGAUGGAAACUGUUUUUUGUGUUGAGCUUGCUUUGUUCCUUCAGAAGACAAAGGAAAUUCUGCCAUAUAACGAAGAGAGUCCCCUGUAAACACGCUUCAGUCCUGUCCCUGAUGCUUUCCCCUCGGCAGCUGAUCCUGUCAUUCUAUUUCACAGUGUGAGGACCCAAGUGUCUGGGUGGGUUUUUGAAAUUUCACCUCGUGCAAAAGAUUUUCAAUUCAAGGCCGGCAGUGAUUUUUGUCCGUCUCCCACUCAAACUUUGGAAGCGGUCUUGGAAUCUUUGACAUGGACCAGCCUUCCGUGUUAUUACUAGCAGGGCCAGUGCUUCAAGUCAGUCUGUGAAUCAAACUCGACAAAUGUCAGCGUAAGUCAUGGUGGGAUCUUGGGAGCAGUUAGCGUUCAGCCAUUCAAAUUUGGAUAAGAAGGCUUGGGCAUUUCUGUCUGAUUUCAUGGACCUAUGCUGCGUUGAGAUGUUAAAUUUGACCAUAGUUUCUCUCACAAAAUACCAUGUGGAUAGCUUAGUGCACAGUGGUGGAUGUGUUGAUUGGCGUUCUGUGCUGAGCACUCUUCCCACAAAUCCUGUGGCUUAUGCUUCUGUGUUGGGUGUGGUGGAGAGAUGACCUGCCCUCACUAUAUGGAGGACAUCUACCAGUUAUGCUGCAGUCAGGAUGGGCAAAACUGGACUCAACUGAACCUUACAUCCUCUUGUGGCAGAAGCUAGAAUAGGCAAUCAUCAUUUAAAAAGAAGGGGUUGCCCAUUUAAGAAAAAGAUGAGGUGAUUUGUUUUCCUCUCUCAAAGGUUCUUGAGGCUUUGGAACUUUCAUCCUCAAAAGGUGAUGGAACAUGUAUUUGAAUGUUUCUAAGGCCAAGGUAGGGAGCAAGAGGAUCAAAGCUGACAGUUCCACGGCAGGAAGAGGCUAUAAUCCGAUCAGCCAUGAUCUAAUGGAAUGCUGGACCGGGCUUGAUGGGCCGAAUGGCCUACUGCUCCCAAUUCAUAUGUUCUUAAGUCGGAGACAUGUUCAAAUGCAGGUCUAUCAGUGGCAUUACUAGCAGGGACCUGGUGGAGAAUAUUCAAACACACUGUGCUUGCUUCACAUGUGGCGAUCUUCAAGUCAUGUUAAGUGUGGCCGUAACGAUGGGUGAGGGGUGUGGAGAAGAAUGUUCUCACCCUGGGUUUGGUUGUGUCCCAGGACACCUGAGUGUUGAAUGGACACAAGGAUUCCAGGACAAUGUACGCUGUUACUGUGCCACAUGGCACAUGCUCAAGGGUCAAGGUGGAGGAGGUUAGGAUGAGCGCUGAAAGAUGAGCAGAUGUUACUGAUAGAUCCUUGGGAUAGUGAUUAACGAGGACAAUGUGCUCAGAUGGCCCCCGUUUUGUCUUGGACUGGUUCCAGCUGAUCUCCAACUAGGUGGAGGCAAGAUUGCUCAUUGCUUUGCUUUUCUAUCAUCAUUUUAACACCCAUUUGAAUCUGAAUUUCUGCAACAAUCCAGUUUAUAGUUGAGUUGGGACUUGUUGAAUGGAGUUUCACUGAUGGAUAAAAUGGGAUUAGUGUUAAUGAGCUUCAUUUCCAACCCACAAUUGUAAACACCAGGCCACUGAAGAUGGACAAAAGAACGAGAAGAAGGGGAAAGGAGAAAAUUAUUGAUGAAAAGAAAAAUCCAGAAUUUGACAAAAUACAAAUGAUGUGAGUUGGGGAAAUUCAUGUGAUGUGGAAUUUUAAGUUCAGACCAGACAGGAAAGAGAGAACCCACAAGAAUGUGUUUGGAUGCUUUGUUUCUUACUGUACCUAUUCAUCAUGGAAGUAAAUAGAUGAUAUUUCAACCCCCAUAAUUAUUUAAUGUUAACUUAAAGCCAUGAAUCAUGUUUGACAUAAACAUCAUAGGCCACAGGGCCCGUUCCUGUUUUAUGUGGGGCAACACAGUUGGCCUUUCAGUGCUUUGCUCAAUUGUCAGUUUCUAAUCACAUCCAGGAGAGUGAUCCCAGCAGGAAUGCGGACACUUCAGGCUUUAUGAAUGAAUUCAUGCACAGUGCUGCGCUCAAUUCUACGAGCCCAUUUGAACCGAGUGAAAGAAUUUCAUGAAGGGAGCUAGUUCAGGGCACUACCAUUCUAGUGCAAUAUCUCCUCAUUUCCCACUGCCUACUGCAAGAAAGAUGGGAACAUAAAUGAGAAUGAACUAUUUCACCAAGGCAACAGUGGAGCUGCAGCCUAGUCGUUCAGCUCGUGUCCUGAGGUGGCUGUGUGGGGACAAGGAAGGCCAGCUGAGUGAUGUAACUGUAAAUACAAGUUUAUCGUUGAACAUUGUAAUAAAGGGAAUGGGUGAUUCUUAAAUGUCUUUGGAGUUAAGUUGACAGGAUGAGGAGGCAAGAGGAGUAAUCCUUUGCUGGUGUACAAACUUGAACAGAUUGUAAUGUAGGAUGAAAAAUAUGUUGCAAUUUGAACUGCAUCUUUUUGUUUAAGAUAUAUCUUGUGCAUAUGUGAAUUCUUUACCUGUUUCUAUCCAAACCAUAGGUUCGAACAGAUAAAGGAAGAUGAUGGAGGAACACA
Amblyraja radiata (thorny skate) is the source of this 4653-nucleotide messenger RNA. RefSeq names its product glycerol-3-phosphate acyltransferase 4 (gene gpat4). The transcript is spliced from 12 exons. The record is from RefSeq and is a predicted model, not a curated record. Gene Ontology annotation, cellular component: endoplasmic reticulum. The coding region runs from base 103 to 1473 and encodes 456 amino acids. Gene Ontology annotation, molecular function: glycerol-3-phosphate O-acyltransferase activity. Gene Ontology annotation, biological process: triglyceride biosynthetic process. Lineage: Eukaryota; Metazoa; Chordata; Chondrichthyes; Rajiformes; Rajidae.